Poeciliopsis prolifica (blackstripe livebearer) is the source of this 11141-nucleotide messenger RNA. RefSeq names its product disks large-associated protein 2-like. The coding region runs from base 165 to 3428 and encodes 1087 amino acids. Gene Ontology annotation, cellular component: glutamatergic synapse; postsynaptic specialization. The transcript is spliced from 13 exons. Gene Ontology annotation, molecular function: molecular adaptor activity. NCBI's taxonomy places the organism in Eukaryota, Metazoa, Chordata, Actinopteri, Cyprinodontiformes, Poeciliidae. Gene Ontology annotation, biological process: signaling. The record is from RefSeq and is a predicted model, not a curated record.
UUGACCAAAACAACAUCAGUGUUUUGUAAGUCAUCUCUCCAAGGCAUGGAGUCUGCCGUUGCGUCGAGAGUUGCGUCGGACACGGAAGCGCACACCAACCGCCUUCAUCAUUUUCUCCAUCAUGGGAAUGCACGGCCGCGCUGCCGCACCGCUCUCUAACCAACAUGAAUGUCUUUACGCGUUCCAGGGGACAUGAUCGCCGUUCGCUCGUUUAUCGCCCGUUUACGAUAGAAGAAGAAGAAGUGACCUUCUCUGAGGCGGAGGAUGUCAGCUCUGAAAAAGACCAGAGGUUUACAUCUUGGUCCCCACCUCGGAAGGUAAAUGAAGGCAGACGUCUCCCUCCUGCCAGGAACAUGAAGGGCUUAUCGGGCAGUCGUUCCCAGCAUCAUAUCCCUUUACCUCAUGGUUUGGACUACGAUCCCCACAUUCACGAUUUCCAUGGCCACCAUGGCUCUGACUCCCGCCACCCGUCAUACCUGCUCAGUCCCACAGAGAGCUGCCCCGUGGACUUCCACCACCGGUUCUCGCCCCGAAGCUCCAUCCACUCUGACUGCAUGAUGAUGUCCCCCGUCAUGAUGCCCCCACCUGCCGCAUCAGACCACAUCUCCAGCAGCACCUUCCCCAGAAUGCAUUACAGCUCUCAAUAUUACGACUCAGCCACCCGGGAAGACUGCGCUGCCAUCACGGCCUCCGCCACCUCUCCGGCUGUCACUGCUGCAGCAGCCGCAGCUGCUGCCUCCUCCCACCACGCCGGCACUAAAAGCAAUCGCCUUCCAGCUAACCUGCUAGACCAGUUUGAGAAACAACUGCCACUUCACCGCGAUGGCUUCCACACGCUACAGUACCAGCGCACGUCCACAACCACGGAGCAACGGAGCGAGAGUCCCGGCCGCAUCAGACACCUCGUUCAUUCUGUUCAGAAACUCUUCACCAAGUCCCACUCGUUAGAGGGGUCAUCCAAGAUGAAUGGCACAAAAGGUGAUGUAGGAGGAGGAGGGUCUUAUUACCAUCCUGGCCACCACUCCACCAAACAUGGCAGCAAGAGGAGCAAAAGUAAAGAACGCAAGCACCGCUCUGGAGGUUGGUGGAGCUCUGAUGACAACUUGGACAGUGACAGCACCUAUCGCACACCGAGUGUAAUGUCGAGACACCACGGGGAACAUGUCAGCCACUGCUACCCAGAAUCCAUGCACAGCCACCACUUUGGAGAAAUGUCGCUCAAGGGCUCCAAGAGUAACAAUGAUGUCAAGUGCUCAGCCUGUGAAAGCUUGGCCAUGGCACCUGAGGGCAAAUUCAUGAAGAGGAGCUCCUGGUCGACACUAACGGUCAGCCAAGCCAAGGAGGCCUAUAGAAAGUCAUCGCUUAAUUUGGACAAACCCAUGAUGCACACCGACCUCAAAACGUCUUCACGAGCAUGUCACUACCUUCAGGUACCCCAAGAUGAGUGGAGCGGCUACCCCGGUGACAAAGAUGAGGAGAUUCCGUGUCGCCGCAUGCGGAGCAGUAGCUACGUCAAAGCUAUGGGAGAGCUGGAGGAUGAAAGCGGAGACUCCGACACGAGUCCUAAGACUUCUCCUCAGGCAGCCAUUCGUCCUGAUGCUCUUGUCCUUAAAUCAGCCAUGCAGAGACCCCAUCUAGACUCCCAAAGCCAGGGUUACCACUUGCAAACCAGAGAUUUGCGGCCCCACCCAAGUGUCACGCUGGAUCCUGCCACCUCCUUUCAUCCCCCUCCUUUUCGCUCUCGCAACCAGAGCUACAUGCGUGCCGUGAGCACCCUCAGUCAAGCUAGCUGCGUCAGCCAGGUGAGUGAGACUGAGGUCAAUGGCCAGUUUGAGUCAGUUUGCGAGUCCGUUUUUAGUGAAGUAGAAUCACAGGCCAUGGAGGCCUUGGACCUGCCUGGUUCGUUCCGCACUCGAAGCCACAGUUACCUCCGUGCAAUUCAGGCUGGUUAUUCCCAAGAUGACGACUGCUUGCCUUCAAUGACAUCCUCCACUGUCACUUCAACUCUCAGAUCCACAACAGGCGCCCGUAGUUUAGCUGGGGGGCGUAGGGAGUACGGGAUUCAGUUUCGUCUCCCUACUUCAUGCAGUGUGGACCGUGCUCAGCCACCUCCAGCGGUUUCAUAUCCUCCCAGUUACAAGAAGACCCCACCUCCUGUGCCCCCCCGCGCCACCACCAAGCCUCUUAUUUCUGUGACAGCCCAGAGCAGUACAGAGUCCACCCAGGAUGCCUACCCGGAAGGCAGGCAUUCGCGAGGAGGUCUGUGGACCACGGAUAGCCUUGGACGCCCUAUCUACAGCUCCACGGACAGCCUGGACAGCACCAAGGCAGUCACCAUGGCCAUGGAAUCAGCGGCAGGCCAGAGGCAUGCAUUGGUGGGAAGUCACACCUCCGUCCAGACAUGUGACAAGGCAGUACUGGUAUCAAAGGCUGAGGAGUACCUCAAAACCCCACGUUCUUCUAUUGGUAUACAGGUGGAGACUAUGACAGACUCUGAGGCUGACAGUAAAGGCCUUCCUCAGUUUCACUCCAUAGGGAUCCAGGUGGAAGAUAGGAAAAGGCACGGGAGGUUCAAGCGUUCCAACAGUGUGACCACGGCGGUGCAAGCAGACUUGGAGCUGGAAGGCUUUCCCUCCAUGGAGGACAAAGGCCUGCAGUUCGGUGGCGCCUUCGGACGCCACUCUGAGCCCAGCACACCAACUCAGUAUGGAGCCAUCCGAACUGUCCGCACACAGGGUCUUUUUAGCUAUCGGGAGGACUACCGGCCUUCCAGUGGGCGCUCCAGCCCCCAGCCUGAACCCUGGUUGGUGGAACCCAGCCUGGAGAGCACCGACUCAGGCCGAGUAUCCCCCCUCCGGAGGGAUGGGAGCUGGUUCAUGCAACUCCUUCACAAUGAAACAAAGAGGCUUGAGGAAUGGUGCAAAGAGAUGGAAGGAGAAGCAGAGGAACAUGACCUGUCAGAGGAGAUCCUAGGAAAAAUCCGGAGUGCAGUUGGGAGUGCUCAGCUAUUAAUGUCUCAAAAGUUUCAGCAGUUUUACUGGCUGUGCCAACAGAAUCUGGACCCCAGUGCCAUGCCUCGACCCACAUCUCAGGACCUGGCUGGAUUCUGGGACCUUUUGCAGCUUACCAUUGAUGACGUCACUGCCAAGUUUGAUGAGCUGGAGCAGAUCAAGAGCAACCAGUGGCAGCUGGUGGAGAGCCCCGAAAAGAAGGAGCAAAAGUGGCCCCCACCUCUGCCAAAGAGGCCAGCCAGGGGCCGUGGUGGUGUGAUGAGGGAGCGCUCGCUUGACCUCCAGGACCGCCAGCGACAGGAAGCCCGCAGACGCCUCAUGGCUGCCAAACGAGCAGCUUCUUUCAGACAGAACUCAGCCACGGAGAGGGCGGACAGCAUUGAGAUCUAUAUCCCAGAGGCCCAAACGCGGCUUUGAGGUCCACACAAUCCUCCUUAGCUCCUGUAGUCUAUCUCCAUCUAACACCAGCAGGUCGUGGCACAACAUCUGCCCUCUGUCUCCUAUUUGCUGAAUCUUUUUACAUGCUGUCCUGGCUGUCCCUGACAAGAAAAUACACUAGGCAAAGAUUUUGUUACCCCUGUUGCAUAGAUGACAACAGUGAUGAAUGAUAAAACGUAGCCAUCUUAAAGACAUAGGAGUCUGAUAUUUGACCAUGUUUUUAAACCCCAGAAAUCUGGAAAAAUAAUAUGGCAAACUAUUUUUUCAAUUUUCAUUUGAUAUUCUUCAGUUAAAAGUCACGCAGUGCCAGCCAAACACAAUAAAUGCAGAGGUUGUUAAUGUCCACAACAUCUACCUUUGCCAAGUGUAUCUUAAAGAUCACAGGGACAUUUGCCAAUGGCUGAGAAUGAGCUAACAUAAAGUAAAAUAACAGCUGGCCGAAUUAAAUCAAUUUUAAGACUUCUUUUGUAUGUUUUGGUUCACCGAAAUUGUUGCUGUUCCCAAACUGUGUCAAAGGACAAAAACACUUCUUUUUCCCCAUUCAGAGAAACAAAGCUCUACUUUCCCCUGCUUGCAACAAUGGUCUGUGGCUAAAAUCAAUCAAUCAAUCAAAUUUUAUUUGUAUAGCACAUUUCAGCAAGGCAUUUCAAAGUGCUUUACAUCAUAAAACACCCUUUAUAUUUCCUCUAUCACUCAAAGUUACCAUAUUAUUUCUUUGCGGUAUUUUUGUUUUGUUUUGUUUUAAACAAGAUGAAAACCUGAAGAAGAGUUUGACUUUUUAAAAUAACGUGUUCAAUUUGCCAUGGUUGAUGUGGCAAGUACUUCACAUUUCCUUUGAUUGUUCUUUAAUCAGUUGUGCUGCAGCCAUUAACCAUUGUUGCUGGCUAGGAUUUUUUUUUUUUAAAUAGCACUAAAGAAUCCAUCCAAAAAUAAUUUCCAUCCCUGCAAUACCACUCAGUCUUGGGACUUUUUUAAAGAUGUGUGAAUUACUAGCUGCUGUCCACAUUUCCACUGCAGAACAAAUAUGAAUUAUUAACAGAAAAAAAAAAAAGAUUUACACAGCCUGAAAAAGGUUAUUUCAACCAAUGCAUUUUGCACCUUAUAAUAUUCAUGUUUGUAUUUCCAAGGGAAAUGUAGUUUAUGACGCUCAUGUGAUAUUGUUGCAGUUGAAUUGCAAGAACAGAGAUGAAAAAUCUACUACAGAAUUUCAUAUAUAAAUAUAUAUAUAUAUCUAUAUAUAAGUUGUAGAAAUUGCACCUUGUUUUCUUUUUUUAAUGGCAUUACUGCCACUCUUAAGUAAACUUUUAUGAUUCUAACACUUUUAAUUCUAUUUACAGUAUCUAUCAUAAGACUAAUUUCAGAGUUUAUGCUAUACAUUUACUAUUUCUGGUAAUAACAGGCAUUGGUUGAUAUGACAGAGCAUCUGUCUGGUUAUUAAAUAAUAUUUCUUAGAUGGAGAGUUUCCAUUCUGCACUGCAUCUGACUUUCUGUUCUAGUUUGAUCUGCUUGUGUAGUUCUAGGGAAAACAGGUGCAAAUAACACUUUAACAAUAUUCAGUUACUAUAAUAAAUGGUGCUGCUUUUUACUCUAAAACUGUUGUCCCUCACCCAGUCCUACAUGCAUACACACACACACACACACGCAUGCACACACACACAAAUAAUAGUACUUUUUACACUGAGAUUUAUUGACAAGUGUCCCUGAUGGUCGAGUGUGACUUUAGACACAAUUAAUUUUGCAAUGUUGCUGCUUUCAGUGAAUUAAAUGAGGAGACAGUUGUUUUAAUUCAGAUUGUUGCCCAGAAUAAAGAAAAAGGGAGUUUUAUUGAGAUGAAUAACAUUAUUAUUACUAUUAUUAUUGAGCAGGAGAGAAAACAGGUUUGACAUUUCAACAACUUUUAAAAUAAAAUUAAGGAUACAUCAUGGUUCAUGUUUUUAUUUUUCCUCACACUUCCAGAUCAUUCCCACUCAUCCGCUUUGCCAGUCCAACCUCGGGUAAUUAAAACAAAUGCUGAUAUUGUCACUGUGAUCAUGUUCGGUCAUAGUGUUUCCUGUUUUAAUCUUAACACGUUCAGCGGUGGGGAGCAGUCUGCAUUCUCUGAAUGAGGUGGUGAAAAGUCAAGAGGGAUGACGACACUUUUUAAUUAUAAUUUCUACUGGCAACGAGGCUCAUCAUGAGCCGGACUAUUUUACUCCAGGAUGAGUGCACUAAAUCUGAAACCUUUACCCUAUGGCCUUACCAAAACACUAAUGAAUGUAGAGACGACAUUGAUGCAAAAAAUGUUCCAGGACAUCGGCGAUUGCGAAAAUUUCAAAUAAAUACAACGGGAUGACAGGGUGUACUGAUUUAAUUUGUUUUUCCAUGCAAAUUGUUGUAUAUUUAAUUUCCAGUACAAAAUAGAUAAAAAUAACUAUAUAUAUUUACUUUUUAAUAAGUUGAAUUUUGUUAGCCCAUAAAAUAAGCAACUGGGUAUUGAGCCUGAACUCACAAAAAAGUGUAGCAUUUUUAGAACAUAGAAAAUUUAGAAUGAAUUCACAAAAAAUGCCUCAACAAAGUAGAUAGAUUGAACUUUUUUCAGAUAUAUCAUUAACUCUGCUACAGUUCUUUACAGAAGUAUGUACAACUCUUCUACUCCUUGGAUGGUAUAUUUUAAUAAAAUGUAAUAAAAAUCUGCAAAUUGGCACACAUUUCUAUUCAGCUCUUUUCUUAUGAAUUCCAAUAAAAGGUCUAGUUAAAACCUAAAGUCAACUAAAAAUUGUUAUCCACAAACAAUCCUUCCACAGCUGUAUUUAUUUGAUGGAAAUUGGCUGAACUAAAUCUAUUUAGGGGUUUAUCAGAGUAGAUAGAAAAUUACCACAACAUUUUUCGGAUGUUUAUUUAAAAAAAAAAAAUUUAAAGCCACAUUCCUUCCUCUUUAAAUCAAUGUCUUGGUCUAUCACACAGAUAUGUUACUGAUCUGUAUAUAAGGUAUAAAUAUUCUUAUUACAAAUAUUUUUACAUUAUUUAUUUCAGGUUGUGUUAACUACUUUAAAAAUCUAAUUUAAGCAAAAAAAUUUAAAAAUAAUAAAAAAAACCAAACUUUAUCUUGCUAUAUUUUGUAGAUGUGUGCCCACUAUAGAAUAAAGGGAUAACAGGAUAAAUUUGCUCGAUAAGUACAGUGCAUUAUGGACGUACAAUAAACUGUUAAGAUGGUAAGGGCUUAGUCUUUACAGGUCGCAUUUUUUUUUCAACAUUAUUGUUUAUAUUACUUUGCGUAAAAUGAUUUGUGUUCGGCAGAGUGGUAGAGAGGGAAAAAAACACACAAUGCCAUUUUUCAAUUAUUUUGAGCAUUAUUUGAGAUUGGUUGUGUUUCUUAUGUUUGAAUUAGACACUAAAACAAUGUCAUGUGAAUUUAUCACAUUAUGUUUUUAAAAUUUGAUCAAGACCUUCAAUGAACACAUUCGCUUCCCAAAAAUGUGAGAACUUAUGCAAAAAGGUUUUUCAGAUCAUAGUGGCCACUCUUACUGUCAUCGGAAGCUUUACUUCUUGUUUAGUCUUUCAUCUUCAUUUCUCCCUGGUUGUCUUCAUCAAUAUCGCAACUCAUCUCGUAGGACGCAUCUGCUGAAAACACCACAGUUGUUUUCUCUCAUUUGAGCAACGGUCGAUGGGCUACUUUUACAAUCUAACUGCUCUUCCACCUGACUGAAGUCAGACAAAGUCUACUUCCCACAGACUGCAAACUGUGACUCCAUCAUGUCUACUGCUGCUGAUCUGGUGGUCUCUACCGCCAGUGCAGGUUUUAAAUGAAAUUAAGAUUAACUGAGCUUCUCAUAGCUUUAAAUUCGUGUUUCUGUUUUACUUGCGUAACAGUUGGUCUGAGUCAAAUUUGUCAUUAUCUUUCCUCCUUUGGGACACUGUGUUCUGGUACUUUAAAAGAGGUGGGACUGAGAUGCAAAAGUGAUAAGGAUAAUUUGGAAAUAAACUCACAACUUCAUAGUGUUUUGAGUGAAAAAUCAUGUCACUUCAGCUACUUUAACAGUUGGACUGAAGUCCUGACACCAGGAUGUUCUUAGAAGUUGCAGGGACACUGUUGGAAAUAACUACGCAUCUACAGUAACACAUUGUAAGAGGUAUAAGAUACACAAUUACAAUAUCAGAAAUCACACAAAGUGUUUCUUGUAGUAUCUUGCAGGGACGUUAUAAUAUCAUGGUGCCAUUUUCGUACCAUUAUCUUUGAGUUGUUAUAAAUGUUUCCUGUGUUUCUCCUCACCCUCCCAACCAUUUUAUAUGGGGCUUAGAAGUUUGGCAACUAUGUACAUGACAAAUCCUCAGGUGCCUUACAGUUUGAUUCUCUUAGGACUGAGCAAAUGAUUUGGUUUGAGGUUUGUGAAAGGACUGCAAGACCUUUGUACCUUCAUAAAGGGCUGGAAACUAUAUGCUUGGUUGGAUCACAGUUAAAAGUGGAACAUUUAUAUUUGCCUGUUUCAGUUAUCCUGAUUUAGCACAACAUAGUCUAGAUAAAAGACAUCAAAAAAAAUAAAAAAUUGCAGACGUUUAUUCUGGUCACAAUUCAAUGUAUUUGGUUCAGACCUUCUUAGUAAAUGUGUUAGUAUGAUUUAAAAAGCUUUUUGAUCCGUAUAUAAAAACCACUUUAAAAACUAAUCAAAGGAAGGUAAUGGUUUCAGAAUAUAUUUUUUCAUUCAUAAGUGUCUUUACUGUCACCUUCUGUUUGCCCAUUUUGAAAUCUCGGUGCAUACUGGAGUUGGAGACUGGACCAGCUGACAAAAGUGCAAUAGUAUUUUAUUACAAUGACAGACAGGCUGGCCUGGAGCUAUUUACCUCAUGGUCGAGUGUUUUAGCGAACGUUAUUAGGAGCAGUUAUAAGCUCCACGUGAACGCCUUUUCAUGCCUGUGUACUAUGCAGCAGUGCCUCUGCAGGGUGGCUGAGGUUGCAGGCCUCUGUGCAGAUUGAACUUCAUACAACAGACCGCUAAAGGCACCAUGUACAUUGUGAUAAAUGCAUCAGAAGGAAAUGGGAUACAGUUAAGCUGCCAGUUGGUACUUAGUUUACACUGAUAUAUAAAAAAAAGUUUAACAUUUAAAUAUCUUACAAUAAUGUUCAAGGACUCACAAGAAUAGGUCCUUAUAGAGUUGCUACCCAUAUUUUUUAUUCAUAUCAAAAGCACCACAUUUGAGAUCAUUUAACUGAAGAUAAACCUCACAGAUGUCUAGGUGCUGAAAUAACCAUCUUGUAUCACAUGUUGAUUUCAUUUUAUUCUAUGUUAAUAUUUGACUAAUUAGUAAACACCAAAACCAUCCAAUGCACAUAAACUUUAGAUCAGCAGUGUAAUGGCAUUUUCUCAACUACUCAGUAAAAUUUCUGCUCAUGAUUUUGAGGAUUUUUGUAAACUCAUUCAACUUUCAUUAUUUCCGACAUUGUUGCUCUACAAUAUUCUUGUUGUCUUCAAAAUUCACACAAUGACAUCAGAACUUGUUUUUUUCAAGCAUCAAGCAAAUAUGAACAUUUACUGUGAGGCUCAUGUAAAACUCAUCUGUAUGUAUGAGUGUUCCUGCCUUUCAAGCAAUAACCCUCAUUUAAAUGUUACAGGUGUCUUUGUGUUGGUUUCUGAAGUCUGAGGAAUAUUUGAUGAUUCCUUAGCUGGUUAAAGAAUAGUUUGUCACAAUAGGUUGUAUGCCUAUUUCAUUUUAUCUGAUCAGAAAAGACUUCUGUGAAACACAUCGCCUGUGAAUUUAGAAAAGCUAUUGAUUUGUUUAAAAGAUGUUUUUAUUUUUUCAAUUGCUAGCCUACCACAUAAAUACAAACAUAUAAAACCAAUACUUGGUAUUCAACUAGGUGGUAAAAGAGUAUCAGUCAAAUGGUCGCCUAAACUCAUCAUCGGGAUGAAUGUCAUAUUAUGUUUUAGCUUUUAGUGAUUUAUUUGAGCUAUUUUUCUUUUUGAUGGUGUAUUGAUGGUAUUACAUACAUCAAUGCCUUUUAAACACAAUCGAUGGGUGCCUGAGUUUGAAUUGGAUAUUUAAUUUAAUCCAGAAAGAAUUAUACAUACUUAAGCCCUCAUGUGCACACAACACAACGCACAGAUGCUAUUUGGGUAGAUUUUCCAUAGUAAGUUGCAGAGAAACCAAAAUGUGUUUUGUAGGCAUCGAUCAUCCCAAUCACUUACCAAACACUUUGCAGCUGAACAUUGCAAAUCAGGUCAUAUGAUUGAAAUUUGGACACGCAUUGGUGUUCUGGCAGGACAGAGAUCCAAAACACACGUGAAAUUAGUUGGGGAAUAAAUGGAGCAGAUUAAAUUAGGUCCCUGAAACGGUCUCAAAGCUAUGACCUAAACCAUGCUGUGAAAUUGUGGACCAUGUUUAACCGGCAGGUCCACGGCAGGAUAACGAAUCCAGAAAAAUACUUAAACAUUUUCUCAUGUUGUUUAUGGGUACAUGAAAAUGGCUGUGGUCAAGAUGCAACAUGUUAAAAGUUCCUUUGUCAAAUAUUGGUACCAGUGCAUGUAUAUAUUUAAAACUGUAUGUAUAAUUCUGACUGUGAAGAAUAUAAACAAAUAUACAAUAAAUUCAAACCUGUGCACCCAGUUCUUGUUUAACAUUACAUAAUAUUUUGUUCUAUGGUGGAGAAAGGAACGACUCAAACACAUCAUCAUCACGAUGACUGCAUGUCAACUUUUGACCAAAGCUCUACAAGUAGGUUAGCUUUUGAAAGGGCUAGCAAUUUAGCCAGCUCCAAGUCCUUAUGCUAAGCUAGGAGAGGUGCUACUUUAAUAUUUCCCGCACAAGACAUAGUGGUGUCAGAGAUCAACACUGAAUCGACAAACUAUUCUUUUCACCAGGCAGCAUUAGGAUUAAUAUCCACAAGUUUGUUUUGUAUACUUUAUUUUAUUAUAUUUGGGGGUUUUUGUUGCAGCUUCAGUGUCCAUCUGCGUAAUGGGCCUGCCUAAAUGUACAAAUCCAGCACUGACUCUGAGGGGCACGAAUACUAGUCAUAUUAUAACAGUUCUGCCAGAAUUGCACAUAAUGUAAUUUGGAUAUAUUUUGUGUAUAAGUAUGAAACUGCUAAGGAAAACAUAUUUUUCAGUGUUUUAUGAAGAGAUAGACCAGACAGUUUUGUUUGCCUUUGGUGGAGAAAUGUGCUGUGGGUUAUGGGUAGAAAAAAAAACAAACAAAAAAAAAACUAAAAUGACAUCAAAACCAUCAGAUAGUAUAUACAGGUUUGUGGUUACCUUAAUUCUAUUUUAAAAUUGUUUAAUAUAUCAAUAAUGAGGACAAACAUUAUGCCAAAUAAGUAUUUGUACAGAAAUAUACAUAUAUAAAUAUAUAAUUUAGGCCUAAUUUCUUUGAAACUAUUUUCUGCUCUUGACCCUGUUUUAGUUGUUUAAUGUUUCUUUGUCAACAUUUUAUAAUAGCAUGCAGGAUAGUAAAUGAUUGUAUUAAUUAGUGAUUCAUUGCUGGUCAGUAUUACAGCAGUCUACGGAUCAGUUUGUGUUUGCAAGAUUACUUUAGGAUGACUAUUUCAUUUCUAGAUUUGUUCAUCUAAAAAUUAAAUGUACAUUUUUUUUCCAAAUGCAAGGUUUUGAAAUUGUUCCAACAGUUUUUAUGAUUUUUUUUUUUUUUGCUUUAUGAAUGUGACUUACUAUAUUUUGCUUCCUAAGUACUACCAACCAUCUGUUGUAAAUAAUUAUGCAAAUUAAA